CAGGGGGUGGGUCCUGGGUUUGGGUCUCCUGAGUUUCCUCACCCGGAGGGAGCUGCGUGCGCGUCACAGCUCUCUCCAAUCAGACCCCUCCGGGCUGGCGCCACGUCUGCGACCUGAUCCAAUCUCAUGCCCCAGAGGGCGGGAACGCGAAGUUCUACCUUGCACCUGUGGCUGCAGGCCGCCUCCGGGACUCCCCACCCACCACCCUCCCGCACCGCCCCAGCAUUUCACGAAUCACUUGGCGAACAACCAACCAGCAGGUGGACAGAUGUCUCUCCCCAUUCCUGCAGAAGCGGAGGAAGUUCCAAAUGCGCCACACACCAAACCACUGAGGUCCGGUCUUUCCGCGGCUGUCCUAGGCGCCAGCAGGGAGAAAGGCUCGAGGAAGAAGGGCUCCUAGGCGUGGAGUUGCGAGCAGCCCUUUACCUGCUGCAGCUACGGUCUGACCUCCCGGCGACCCCCAGUCCUCGGAGUCGUCCGUCCUGUGGCUCUUGGAACUUGGAGGUGCCGGGUGAGAUCUGCAGUUGCCGCCGCCAGUUUAGCUGGGCUGAAGACACUCCAGCUAACCGGACAGCGCCAAGGGGACAUUGUCCCCCAGCAUCCCGGUUGUCCCAACAUACCCCUUUCCUAGUGCUCUGGGCGGCGAGAUCCUGAGAAGCCUUGAUCAGCUGGAGCGCUGCCUUGACCGCUGCUCGGCACCCCGCGUGGGACAGGCGGGAGAAGGGGUGGCGUGAACCUCUAGAGACCACGGAGAGAGCGAGGCCACCCCUGCCGAGGCCCUUCCCCUGUCUGGGCGUCCCGGGCCCCUCUGCCCACCGGCCAUGGCCGAUGGCAGCGGUGGCGGUACGGGCAGUUCGGGCUCCUGGUGGAAGUCGCUGACGAAUAGCAGCAAAAAGAAAAACAAGGCGGCGGAGGUGGGGACGCAGCCACCCACCCAGCCCGCACCGGGUGAGCCCACCCAGCCAAGCCUGGACUGGACUAACAGCGCGCGAGAGAACCAGCACCCCAAAGUGCUUGGGGGUUCCGGCGAGCCCCCCAAGCCCGACAAGGACGGGGAGAAGUCGGGCGGCGGCAGCCGGCGAAACUUGAAGGUGUCGCGCUCCGGCCGCUUCAAGGAGAAGAGGAAAGUGCGCGCCACGCUGCUCCCAGACGGGAUGGGGUCUCCCGAGGAGGUGGACCUGGCCAGGGACCCCCAGGAGAACGCGUAA
Molecule: messenger RNA, 1208 nt
Organism: Ochotona princeps (American pika)
Lineage: Eukaryota; Metazoa; Chordata; Mammalia; Lagomorpha; Ochotonidae
Gene: PRR15
Product: proline rich 15
Exons: 2
Coding region: 822-1208 (128 amino acids)
Source: RefSeq, a predicted model, not a curated record